GUCCAUGAUAAGGGCCAUUAAUCAUAAGUAUAUCUCGGUUAGUCCAUGCUGUUGCCUACAGUUUGACUUUAUUAUGACUUUAAAUGUCAUUAAACUUAUCGUGAUCGAGACAGCUAAUAGUACAUACCUUGCAAAUUUUAUUAAUGUAAAUAAAAUCAUGGCAUUGAAACCAACGACGUGCAAAGAAGCAAUCGCUCGUUGGGAAAAGUUAAAAGGAGAAGUGGCCGCGGAGGCCACCGUGAUAGAAUUGCAGUUCCAAUGGCCGCCAAUCGAAAAGAUGGACGGCGCUCUAUCCACACUCGUUGCUUGCGAAAAGUUAAGUUUGUCCUCGAACAUGAUUGACAAGAUCGCUGGCAUAGCUGGUAUGAGGAGCCUGAAAAUCCUGUCGCUGGGGAGAAACUAUAUAAAAUCAUUGUCUGGAAUCGAAACAGUGGCAGACACUCUCGAAGAACUGUGGAUCAGUUACAACCCAAUUGACAAGUUGAAAGGAGUCGGAGCACUUAAAAACCUUCGUGUUCUUUACAUGUCAAACAACAUGAUAAAGGAAUGGGUUGAAUUCAACAGAUUACAGGAAUGCACAUCUCUCAGAGAUUUGGUCUUCAUUGGCAAUCCUCUGUGCGAUAACCAGCCCGAUGUUGACACUUGGCGGACUCAAGCCUCUAAUCGUCUCCAACAAAUAACGAAGCUCGAUGGUAUCCCCAUUGUUAGAGAAACAUAAUUUAACUAUACAAUUAAGUACCUACCUACAUGGUUCCAAUAAAAUAAUCGAUACAAAUCAAAAGCUACUUACUCAUUUAAAUAAUUUUAUAUGAUUGUCAGAACAUUUUCGUAAUAAGUCAAUUAACCAAAUGCCUUGUAAGUACCUACUAUCUAUAUAAGAGUUCCUGGAAUAUAAAUUCAGUAUUACUUUGAUUGCGUGACACUUGCUGUAACAAUGGUUAAUAGUAGUCCACUUGCUUAGGAUACAAAUUACCUACGAUAAUACCCGAAAUAAUAACGCCGUCGCAUCGAGUGCUUGCUUGACAUUUAUGACAGAUUAUGACACUGGCAACACUAAUAACUACCACACACGCCAUCUAUCUAUUAGAUGACGCAACUAACACAUGACAGCACUAAGAUUGAAUUUCAUUAAUCGAUUAAUGAUUGCAAGGGAAAGAUUGAAGAUUAUAGUCCAAUUGUGAUAUCCAUUAUGCGUUAA
Chilo suppressalis (striped riceborer) is the source of this 1198-nucleotide messenger RNA. The record is from the annotation of a GenBank genome assembly. Lineage: Eukaryota; Metazoa; Arthropoda; Insecta; Lepidoptera; Crambidae.